AUGCCUUGUCCCUUCCAGGUAUUGGACUUAGAAUGCACGAAGUUGAGGGACUUUGAGAAGCUGUUUCUUUUCACCAAAGGUUUGCAACCUUGGGCGAAGGAUGAGCUGAGGCGACAGAAAGUUCAGACUUUGGCCGAAGCGAUCACCGUUGCAGAUGGGCUGCUCGAUUAUAAGGGCGAUGCAACUAAGGGCUUUGGUGGAGCCCGAGGGGACUACAGAAAGAACUUCCGCCGAAAGGAUAGGAAGGGAGGUGGAGCCCCUUCAGAGCAGAACAGUGAGCACAAAAACAAGAAGGCUAAGAAGCCGAAUGGAGAAGGCAACUCGAGGAAGAAAGAUCACGCCCAGCCCGAGAAGAAGAAGGAACGGGAUCCGGGUUGCUUCAUCUGUGGAAAAGAUGAUCACUUGGCACGGAGCUGUCUAGACCGAAGUAGGAUCAAUGCCUUGUUGUUUGAGGAGAAGAAGUUGCCCGCAAUGAGCACCUUACAACUCGUCAACGCAGUGAAGCAUCCUACCAAAGUGGCCGAUAAGCAUGAGCUAUGUUUUGUGGAGACUUUCCUGGGUGGAAAGAAAGUGUUGGCUAUGGUGGACUCAGGCGCAACACAUAAUUACAUCUCUGCAAGCCGAGCGAAGAAGCUUGGACUCAAGAUCAAGCUGACUUCUAAUCAGUUCAAGGCAGUGACCGCACCCGCGCAGCAGGUGAGCGGCGAGAUCCAUAAGGAAGUCAUCCGAGUUGGAUUGUGGCAGGGUGCGCUCGACUUAAUUUCUAUUGGGAUGAAUGAGUUCGACCUCAUACUUGGGCAAGAGUUCUUGAGGUCGACAUCAGCGACAGUAGUGCCACACUUGGGCUGCAUUCUGAUAUUGGAUCCGAACAGACCGAGUUUGAUUCCGACGAUGAAAAGCAUGGAGCAGGAUCUCCUUCUGAAUGCACUAAGUGCUAAACAGGUCGGCAGAGGAAGGCAGGAAGAGCUGUUCUUGGCCGCACUGAUCGGAGAUUGGGAUGAAGGGGAGUCUUCGGGACCCUCCAACACCUCGGCGAUCCAGGAAGUGUUGUCCGAAUUUGCGGAUGUAAUGCCAGACAGUCUCCCAGCAGUUUUGCCACCCCGGAGGCACGUUGAUCAUCGGAUCGAGCUUGAGGCCGGAGCAAGACCACCUGCGAAGGAUCCCUACCGCCUCUCUGGACCAGAGAUGGGGGAGUUGAAGAAGCAGUUGAUAGAACUUGUGGAUGCGGGUUACUUGCGUCCGUCCAGGUCUCCUUAUGCUACCCCAGUAUUGUUCCAACGCAAGAAGGAUGGAAGUCUUCGGAUGUGCGUGGACCAUCGGGCUUUGAACAAGCUCACAAUCAAAAACAAGUAUCCGUUACCCCUCAUAGCGGAUAGCUUUGACCGACUGGUUGAUGCAAGAGUGUUCAAUAAGUUGGAUCUGAGGCAGGGUUACUACCAGAUCAGGAUCGCGCCAGGUGAUGAAGAAAAGACCGCGAUUACGACGAGGUAUGGUAGUUAUGAAUUUUUGGUUAUGCCCUUCGGUCUCACUAACGCUUCUGCCACCUUUAGCACUUUGAUGAACGAUGUGUUUCACUCAUUAUUGGACAAGUGUGUUGUUGUAUAUUUGGAUGACAUUCUGGUGUACAGUCGAGACUCGAAGGAACACAAGAGACACCUUCAGGAGAUCCGACCAGACUCGGAGAAGCUUGAGGCGAUCCAAGACUGGGAGCCACUCCGCAAUGUGCACGAGGACCGCGGAUGGAAAUGGGGCGACAAGCAGCAGUCAACAAUCCAGAUGCUAAAAGAGGUGCUGAUAGAAAGAUCAGUCCUUAAUGCACCAUGCCUGGGUGAGCCUACAUCGAAAGAUGACUUACUCGGUCUGCUUGAGUAUGAAAGCUUAAGAGGCAGGCGGAACAAAGCAGAGCAGUUGAAGGAAUCGUUAAGGGACGACUUCCUUGCCAGUACCCAGACUACCAGCCUUUUGUUCAGACGGCUGAGAGGAGGCUCAGCCCGACUCUAUGUCGAUUUCGAAAUCUUGAUGGGUUCUGUUGAACUACCAGACAUCUUUUCGGAGGUGGACAUCUUGGAUAGAUGGGAGAACCGCAGGGCCAUAUCUUUGAGAGACUUAUUAGUUCUUGGCUCUGGAGAUGGGCUUCGACCAGAGGACUGUCCCCACGCCUCUGAGCUUGUGGCGAGCUGUUCGGAAGCUCUCCAACGGUGGGUUUGGAUGGAACACCCCGGAGCCGUAGCAGAUCCCUUGAGUGCCAAACUAACUUAG
Molecule: messenger RNA, 2259 nt
Organism: Cryptomeria japonica (Japanese cedar)
Lineage: Eukaryota; Viridiplantae; Streptophyta; Pinopsida; Cupressales; Cupressaceae
Exons: 3
Coding region: 1-2259 (752 amino acids)
Biological process (GO): proteolysis
Molecular function (GO): nucleic acid binding; zinc ion binding; aspartic-type endopeptidase activity
Source: RefSeq, a predicted model, not a curated record